This is a messenger RNA of Echinococcus granulosus, 267 nucleotides long. RefSeq lists its product as hypothetical. The record is from RefSeq and is a predicted model, not a curated record. NCBI's taxonomy places the organism in Eukaryota, Metazoa, Platyhelminthes, Cestoda, Cyclophyllidea, Taeniidae. Bases 1 to 267 code for a protein of 88 amino acids. The transcript is spliced from 2 exons.
AUGAAAGUGCUGAGAGGUAUUAGUGCUGUGGUACCGUCGUACACAGGGACUAGGGAAGAUAAUGAUACUGGCAGAGACCAGAGUUCAAAUCGCCUGGCAAAAGUACAACAACUGAUCAUCCAGAUGGCCUGUUGCCAAAACUGGGAGUUAGACAAUCAAUGUCGAGAUGAGGCUCACCCCAGCACGCUCAUAAUCAUCCACGCGGCACUUGAGUGCUCCGCCAACGCGCCUUCGCCCGGUGGCCUUGUAUUGGGGCCAAUCCAGUAG